This is a messenger RNA of Misgurnus anguillicaudatus (oriental weatherfish), 3726 nucleotides long. RefSeq names its product zinc finger protein 598 (gene znf598). Lineage: Eukaryota; Metazoa; Chordata; Actinopteri; Cypriniformes; Cobitidae. The record is from RefSeq and is a predicted model, not a curated record. Gene Ontology annotation, biological process: rescue of stalled cytosolic ribosome; protein ubiquitination. Gene Ontology annotation, molecular function: ubiquitin protein ligase activity; ribosome binding.
ACUCGCUACCCACAAUGCCCUGCGCUGAACGAUUACGUAGGAUCGCGCUUCAGCCGGCCUCACUGCCUGUACUGUCGUUUACAACCCGUUCAGAACCACAGGAAUUAUACAGAGAAAACGAAAGCACCCAAAACAGCAAGUUAAUUAAAACAUGAUGCAGUCCACACCAAAGAAAGACGCGGAGAACACCUGUGUGCUGUGUUGCCAGGACAUCGACAUAUUCGCGGUGGGGAAAUGCGAUCACCCGGUGUGUUACCGAUGCUCCACCAAGAUGCGGGUGCUGUGCGAGCAGAACUACUGCGCCGUCUGCCGGGAACAGCUCGACAAGGUGGUCUUUGUAAAGAAACCUGUACCAUUCGCCGCUCUAAACAUUCAUCAGUAUCAGAUUGAAAAGAAAUAUGAUGUAUAUUUUGAAGAUGGAAAGAUCUACGCGCAGUUCAGGAAGAUUUUGCUACAUGAAUGUCCUCAAUGCCCAGAAGGGAAAGUCUUUUCUAAAUUCGAAGAGUUAGAGCAUCACAUGCGAAAACAACACGAGCUCUUCUGCUGCAAGUUAUGUGCUAAGCACCUUAAGAUAUUCUCGUACGAGCGAAAAUGGUACAAUCGAAAAGAACUGGCACGUCAUCGGCUGCAAGGGGACCCGGAUGACACCUCGCAUCGUGGGCAUCCCCUUUGUAAAUUCUGCGACGACCGAUAUCUGGAUAACGAUGAGCUUCUCAAGCACCUCCGGCGAGAUCACUACUUCUGCCAUUUCUGUGAUGCGGAUGGCGCUCAGGAGUACUACAGUGACUACCAGUACCUCAGUGAGCACUUCAGAGAGAGCCAUUAUCUGUGUGAGGAGGGCCGCUGUAGCACAGAGCAGUUCACUCAUGCUUUUCGCACAGAGAUUGACUACAAGGCUCACAAAGCAGCAGCCCACAGCAAAAGCAGGGCCGAGGCACGGCAAAAUCGGCAGAUAGACAUACAGUUCACCUAUGCACCAAGACAACAGCGCAGGAAUGACGGUAUGCAUGGUGGUGAAGACUAUGAGGAAGUGGAUCGCUUCAACAGGCAGGGGAGGCCAGGAAGAGGACGAGGCCCAGGCGGACUGCAGAAUGUACGAAGCUGGAGAUAUACUAGAGAGGAAGAGGACCGAGAAAUGGCCGCUGCUUUAAGAGCUUCAAUGGCCAGCCGAUUCCAAGAGGAGAGAGGCCAUGUGCAGGACCGUGGCCAUGUGCAGGACCGUGGCCAUGUGCAGGACCGUGGCCAUGUGCAGGACCGGGGCCAUGUGCAGGACCGUGGCCAUGUGCAGGACCGUGGCCAUGUGCAGGACCGUGGCCAUGUGCAGGACCGUGGCCAUGUGCAGGACCGGGGCCAUGUGCAGGACCGGGGCCAUGUGCAGGACCGGGGCCAUGUGCAGGACCGGGGCCAUGUGCAGGACCGGGGCCAUGUGCAGGACCGGGGCCAUGUGCAGGACCGGGGCCAUGUGCAGGACCGGGGCCAUGUGCAGGACAGAAAUGGAUACAAGCCACGAAAAGAAGAAAAGGUGGAAUCAGAUGAGAUGAGAAAUAACAGGGGGAUGGUGAAGCCACCAACUGAAAGGGGGAUGGUGAAGCCACCAACUGAAAUGCAAGCUCGAUCAAUGAAGAGUAGUCCACCCUUGCCUGGUGAGGACUUCCCAGUUUUAGGGGCACCUGCACCCCCUGCCCCCAUUCAAAGCGCCAUCAAACCAUCAACUCCUGUCUCACUGAAGGAAGAUGACUUUCCAACCCUGUCUGGCGCAGUAGCUUCUGCUCCAAUGACGCCUGCAUACACAAAUCAACCCAGGAAACAUUCAUCCUUCCAAGAGGAGGACUUUCCUGCAUUAGUCUCCAAGAUCAAAACAGUAAAGCCGCAGGCGAACAGCAAAUCAGCGUGGUCUCAAGCAGGAAGCAAACCUGUGGUGGUUCCCAAUAAACCUGUGGUUCUGCCAACCAAAACAACCCCUGUUGUCUCUUCGUCCAUACUGUCUGCCAGUGACCCACCCCCAAGUAGAAGUGUCCCUCAGCCCCUCGCCGCCUCAUCAUCUCGCCGAAAAAAGAAGCUCACCCCCGCAGAAUCCAACAAAGCUCCUUCUAAAGUAAGAUGUCCGUCUUCCUCCGACGAUGAAGAUCCCAAGAACAGUAAAACAACCCAGGAGAUCCGAGCCGUUCCCACCAUGCUUGACAUCUCCACUCUGCUAACAGUGAAAGGUGGCUCAUCUCAGUCAAAUCCCAAAGCCAGUAAGAAGAAGAAGCAGGCAACGGCAUCAUCACCUGGGACUCCUUCGCAUACUGCCGAGUCGGUGUGUAAGAUAGCUCAUAAAGAAAACGUUCCUGAAACCAAGCCAUCAGAUACCAGUCUCACCAAAGGUCCAACAGCCUCCAAAACAAACUCAUUUAUGAAUGGGCAUAUGGAGAAGCCAACCGAAGCACUAUCUUGUACCUCAAUUUCUGAAAAUAUUCCUUCUCCUGUAAAGCAGCCGGCAACUGACCAAGUACCUCUACCCAAGGAAGAAGAUUUUCCAGCUCUUAUCUCAAAUAAACCUCCACCUGGCUUUAAAAGCGCAUUUCCCUUGAAGAGCACUCAGACUGCGCUGCCCCCUCCUCCUGGACUCGUACCUGUGGUCAGCAAACCUCCACCAGGAUUUACUGGCAUCCCGCUCAACAGUAAUGUGGUCGAACCUACAAUGCCUGCAGUUAACAGGCCAACACCUGCUAUUGGAUCCUACCUCGUACCUGAAAAUUUCCAGCAGAGGAACAUGGACCUCAUUCAGUCUAUUAAGAAUUUCCUUCAGAAUGAUGAGACCAAGUUCAAUGAGUUUAAAAACCAUUCAGGCCAGUUUAGACAGGGUGUAAUACCUGCUGUGGAGUACUACAAAAGCUGCCAGGAAUUGCUGGGCGAGAAUUUCAACAGGGUCUUCAAUGAGCUGCUGGUUCUCCUCCCAGACACUCGUAAGCAACAGGAGCUCCUCACUGCCCAUGCAGACUUUAAAGCCCUUGAGAAACAACAGCAAGUCUCAAAGCCCAAGAAAAACAAAAAGAAAGCCUGGCAGACGGGCAACACCAGCAACAGCCAAGAUCUGGACUGCCAAGUAUGUCCCACCUGCAAACAGGUUGUGGCAUUAAAGGACUUCAACGCCCAUAAGACCCUGCACAUCAGCGACGAUGACUUUCCCUCUCUACAGGCCAUAAGCAAGAUUAUCAGUUAGCCAUCAGUACACCAACAUCUACAGCUCAGUCACACAGGAUCUGGUGCUUCACCAGGGAAAAAGAUGCUUAACAAAAGGAGCAGCACUGAUGUGUACUCGGAUUGUUCGGGUUAGGUUGAAAGUUUUGCGCACCUGUUUUGAAGAUCGUGAAGAUCUUGUACUGUGGUGCGAGUUUAAUCUACUUGAAUGAUUGAGUUAUAACGUUAAUUCCUUUAAUACCUGUGCCACUCCACUUGUUAUUCAUCAGGUUUUUCUAAUGCUGUUAGCAUGCUCAUUUCAUUUUUUACGUUUUGUCAGGUUGGCUGCCUUUGGAAAAAAUAACUUAUUUCGAAACAUACCUGCCGGUGGGUUGAAACUUGUUCGUUUCUCAUUUCUGCUUACAUCUACAGUACAUAAAAAUAAAUGGUUAAUAUAUAGAUUUUUUUUCUUAGAGUAAGGUACAGCAGUAAAUGUCAAGUGCACAUUUUUGAAUGUCAGUGCUUAAAUGCUUUACAAUUAAACAGUCAAGCCAGGGAACAAAA